CCAUUAGCAUGACAAAUUUGGCGCCAUAGCCAACUUCCUUGAGCUAUCAGGCAUGUUCAGUCAGUGGAUGAGACCUUGAUUCUGAGACCAUAAUCUAUCCCUGCAUCUGUUGUGAAGGCUCGGUCGUGGCAACAACCUUUCGCCGUAUGACUCCUUGGUCAUGGCGUCUGUCUUGCCUCCGGACUCCAUCGUAUGCAGUGGCUCCGAAGAUAUUCCCACUCAGUCGGGAACCCUCUUGGGUGUUGUCCUGGCCAUUGCAAACGUGUUCUUCAACUCGUCUAGCUUCGUUAUAAAGAAGUAUGGUCUCGGGAAGCUGAGCAUGAAAUACGACAGUAUUCAACUGCGAUUUCUCCUGGAUCCCGUGUGGCUCUCCGGCGCUGCUUUAGGCACCCUUGGAGACGUUGCUCAAGGCCUGGCCCUUCAGUUCACGUCAUCGACACUGGUAGUAGCUCUUGGAAUGGCUAAUGGUCUGGUAACUGCGGUGCUCAUGGUGACGGUGCUGAACGAACCAACGUCCGUUCUGGUGGUCAGUGUUUGCUUGCUGACAGUGGCCGGUACAGUGCUCAUGGUUCUGGGAGUUCCUUCAGAAAUGGAACCUAUGACUGCCAUGGAACUAGAACUCUUCCUCAUGCAGACCGGGUUCUUGGUCUAUGCCCUUCUGAUGGGUAUUGCGAUGGCACUGGCUGCCGGUCUUAUCUGGCAGUCGAAAGGCAACGACUGCAUCCUGGUCCACAUCUUCAUCAGUUCCUGUUCCUCCGUGCCGUACACGAUUGCUGUGAAAGCCAUCGUGAUGACCGUCGCUGAGAUCGGAGGCAUUUUCUCACCGAGAACGGCAGUCUGGAUAUUGGUCGUGAUGGUGUCUUUUGUGACGCACGUCAUCUUUCUGAACAAGGGUCUGGAAUACUUCGAUCCGGUGAGAAUAUCCCAACUAUCUUCUUGUUUCCUGAACCUGUGUUUCACGACGACCAUGAUGGUUCUGAGCCGCUCCUGGUUGGAACUGACUCCGUACCACGGGAUGCUGCUCCUCUUCGGCAUGUUCGACAUUGCCAUCGCUCUGGCGGCGUUUGUUAUAUUUCAGGACGACCAUCAUCGUUCGGACGCUUCGGUUAAAAUCGCCCUGAGGAUCCUCUUUAGGGGCACUAGGCUCGGACCUCAACCCACGAUCAGACGGGUUGGGAAAGAACGCCGGAGGAGUACGUGAUAACUUGUCCGCGAAGAGUUGGAUGUAUGAGCUUAAGUUGAAUUAAGACUGCGUAUCUCGGCAGGGUAAAGUUCAUUUAUUUCGAAGUAUUUCGGGCGGUUGUUUUAUAUGCGGACUCGCAAAUGAUAUUGCCGACGCGACCGUUGCUUUGUUGGAUCGAUAACGAUGGGGGAAAUUGGUUGGUCUGGAUUAUUUUGAAACGAGGAGAGUGCCAAGAAGAUGAGCUACAGGGAUAAGUUAAACGCACUUCAUCUAAUACGAGUAGGGUUUUUCGGGUUAAUGCUGAUUCCUCGAUUAUUCCCUCCCGAAUCAGUUUAGGACCAAUUCGGGUUAAAUCCGAUUUCUCCCCGAAUUUCGAUCGUGUAGCGCGUUGUACCACGUAUCACGUGCACUAUAUUUUGUUGCGAGCAAUUUGUACGCAUGUCUCACUAAAUAUUAUUUGAGAGUAAUAAUAAACAACGUGAACCACA
This is a messenger RNA of Ornithodoros turicata, 1671 nucleotides long. RefSeq lists its product as uncharacterized. Bases 161 to 1201 code for a protein of 346 amino acids. The record is from RefSeq and is a predicted model, not a curated record. Gene Ontology annotation, biological process: magnesium ion transport. Lineage: Eukaryota; Metazoa; Arthropoda; Arachnida; Ixodida; Argasidae. Gene Ontology annotation, molecular function: magnesium ion transmembrane transporter activity. Gene Ontology annotation, cellular component: membrane. The transcript has 6 exons.